Mytilinidion resinicola is the source of this 1802-nucleotide messenger RNA. Its product is annotated as DnaJ-domain-containing protein. Bases 116 to 1414 code for a protein of 432 amino acids. Gene Ontology annotation, biological process: response to heat; protein refolding. Gene Ontology annotation, cellular component: cytoplasm. The record is from RefSeq and is a predicted model, not a curated record. Gene Ontology annotation, molecular function: Hsp70 protein binding; ATP binding. The transcript is spliced from 6 exons. Lineage: Eukaryota; Fungi; Ascomycota; Dothideomycetes; Mytilinidiales; Mytilinidiaceae.
CCUCCAUCGCCCUUCCUAAGUUUGGACCAGUACAUACAAAUUUUGUAUUCUCUUGUAGAUAUUGCAGCUUCUUCCUACUGUGUUUUUUGAGCUCAUCCUCUGAAGGCAUCUCAUAAUGAACGACGUGGACGAAGUAGACCUCUAUGAGGUCCUCGGAGUCACCAGUGGCGCAAGUAAAACCGAGAUCAAGAAGGCGUAUCACAAAGCCGCACUAUCCCAUCACCCUGACAAAGUUGCCGAACACGAACGAACCGAAGCCGAAAUCCGCUUCAAGUCCGCCAAACAGGCGUACGAGAUCCUUUACGAUGACGACAAACGGACUCUGUACGAUACCCACGGCAUGGCUGCCUUCGAUCCCAACCGAGGUAGUCCGGGUGGUCCGGAGGUUGAUCUUGACGACAUCCUAGCACAGAUGUUUGGCGGUGGUAUGGGAGGGAUGGGAGGCAUGCCCGGCAUGGGUGGAAUGGGAAGUAUGCCGGGGGGAAUGGGAAGGCAACCACGGAAGGGCCGAGACGUAGAGCAAGAAUAUGAGGUCACGCUCGAGGAGCUUUACAAGGGAAAGACGACACGAUUCUCGAAUACCAAGAAUGUCGUGUGUCAGACAUGCAAAGGGACGGGCGGGAAAGAGAAGGCAAAGCCACACCAGUGUGCUGUGUGUGGCGGCAACGGCGCUACUACUCGUCUUCGCCCCGUCGGCCCUGGGCUGGUCACGCAGGAAACCGUCCCUUGCUCUACCUGUUCCGGCACUGGUUCUCUGUUCAAGGACAAAGACCGUUGCAAGAAAUGCAAGGGUAAGAAAGUCACGGAGUCCAAGAAGGUCCUGGAGCUUUACAUACCACGCGGAGCACGAGAGGGCGAGCGAAUCGUUCUGGCUGGCGAAGCAGACCAACUGCCAGACCAGGAACCCGGAGAUAUCGUUUUCGAACUUGUCGAGAGCCCUCAUGACGUCUUCCAGAGAGCGGGAAGUGAUCUGAAGGUCGACUUGAAGAUAACACUAGCGGAGGCACUUACAGGAUUCAACCGCGUGGUUGUCACACAUCUCGAUGGGAGGGGUAUCAAAGUUCACGUGCAGCAGCCAAAAGGCAAAGUCUUGACCCCAGACCAAGUCAUCAAGGUUCCAGGAGAGGGAAUGCCAGUGAAGAAGAGCGAUGCUAAGGGCGAUCUAUUUCUGGUCGUGAAGAUUGAGUUCCCGGCAGAUGGAUGGAUAAAAGACGAGGAAACGAUCCAGAAGAUCAAGGAGGCUCUACCUGGUCCCACCAAAUCCGAGGACGCUACACCAGAGACCACCGACGAGGUCGAGAUUGACUACGAUGCCACCCUUGAAGACUUUGGAUCCGGAAGCGAUGAUCCUCGUGCAGGGGGCGAGUGGGAGGAUGAUGAAGAGGAGGGUGGGCCACAGUGUGCCACCCAAUGAUUAAACGAUUAAACAACUUCAACGAUAUGCAUAGAUCGGCGUUCGGACGGGAGUAUUGGGUGAGUCUGGUCCACUGCCUCCCUCUUGGAGGUCAUUUCCUGGUCACGCGUAGAUGAUAAUAGCUCUAUCACCGUUUUGAGAUAAGCGGUGCCUUUCCUCAAUCAAGGUCAAACUUCGUCGCAACAAUGCUUGCAGAUGUGGGAGACUGUGGCUUUGACUACGGGAGUGAGUGACUUCGUAAGGAGCCGGACGCUUAUUCUCUCACAGUUUCACCUGCGUCGCUCGCGUGUGAGAAUGCUUCAUUUGGUCCUAACAGUCUUUUAACCCACUUUCAAAAAAUAUUUUAGCUCGGACGCCGAGUUCGCAAUACAAGGCCUAGUGAUGCGGG